Molecule: messenger RNA, 1182 nt
Organism: Asparagus officinalis (garden asparagus)
Lineage: Eukaryota; Viridiplantae; Streptophyta; Magnoliopsida; Asparagales; Asparagaceae
Exons: 6
Coding region: 111-1019 (302 amino acids)
Source: RefSeq, a predicted model, not a curated record
CGGCGUGCCUGUCGGGCCAUUUGCUAACUCUUUUAACAAUUUCCUCGCCUCUUUAGCCAGGAGACAUGAUUUCUUCAACAUAUAUUUGACGUGGAAGUCGCAGCGGAUUGAUGCGCUGGUGGCUUGUUGGCGAUAUAUAUCGAUUUUUCUUUCUUGACGAUUACGCUUGUGCCUGGACUUACUGCUUCACGCAAAUCAAUCUAUCGUUCAAGAGGUGGCGGUCAGAGCUGAAGAAAAAAUAUUUUACUCAAAGAACAGAAGAUUGGGAGCGUUACUGGCAUCUUGACGAGCGCGUGGAUGGAGUUGAUUUUUUUGCACUUUGCGAUUAUUGGGACACGGCCGAAGCUCAGGAACAAGCUGAAAUAGCAAGGAGGAACCGCAAUGCGCCCCGCAGUUACGAGCAUCACGGGGGCUCCAGGUCCUUCAGCCAGCAUUAUCAUCAAUUGGCGCUUGAGGGAAGGGGAGAACUCGGGCAUUUUGCAGAUCGUAUUCUGACUGGUUGGAGUCCAAAUUACGCCGAUGAAGUGAAGAAAGCGCAGAACCGGGAUCUGGCUGAGAAAUUACAUGCUAAGGUGCAGGAGCAAUUAUCACAGACUCAGGUCGAUUCUAACACUCCGACCCGAUUAAGUAGAGAGGAGGAGGAUAGCAUCAUCGAGACGGUCAUUGGACCGAGUAGGAAGAACAGAUACAGGUGGAGAGGAUCCGAGCAUCGGCCGUACGAGUCCAGUAGCACCUACGAGUCUGCAGCUCCACCAGGAUGCAGUUCUUCUCAAGACCCGACUAUGGAGCAGCGGAUGAAAGCGAUGGAAGAUUGGCAGUCGCGUCGGGAGUCGGAGCUACUCCAGAUGGCGGAGGAAGAACGGAGGCGUCGGGAGCAGAGGGAGCUGGAAUUCACCCAGUUUAUAUCGACUCUACCUUCUGAUGCUCAGGAGGCAUAUAGGAGACGGUUUUUGGCGGAUCAGGCCGGGACUUCUAGACAAGGUGGAGCUGGUGAUGAGGAUGAUGAUCAAGAGGACUGAUUUGUUUUUUUACCUUUGAAAACAAUGAAUGAGUGUGUUGUAUAAACAAUACUUAUCAUGGUGUGUACUGUAUAAACAACGCUUACUAUGUUGGGAUAUUUUAAUUAAAUUAUGUGUUAUAUAUGCGUGAGAAUGAAUAUUAUACUGCUGAUUGAACAGGAUU